Messenger RNA from Zea mays, 1087 nucleotides. RefSeq names its product fasciclin-like arabinogalactan protein 8. The transcript has a single exon. Lineage: Eukaryota; Viridiplantae; Streptophyta; Magnoliopsida; Poales; Poaceae. Gene Ontology annotation, cellular component: plasma membrane. The record is from RefSeq and is marked validated. Bases 44 to 880 code for a protein of 278 amino acids.
GCUAUCGGUGUGCUUAUGCGUAAGUUCGUGCAUCGGCGCACGUAUGGCUCCUAACACCUCCUUGCUCGUGCUCCUCUUCCUCCUGCCCGCCGCCGCCACCGCCGCCGCACCGGCUACCGGCAACACCGCCUUCAACGUGACGGAGAUCCUCGGCCGGUACCCGGAGUUCAAGCUCUUCAACCUCCUGCUCUCCAAGACCCGCGUCGCGCGCGAGGUCAACAGCCGGAGCCCCGUGACCGUGCUCGUCCCGGGCAACUCCGCGGUGGACUGGCUCCUCCGCCGCAGCGCCAGGCUGCCGCGCGCCGCGCUCGUGGAGCUCGUCUCCGUGCACGUCGCGCUGGACUACAUCGACGCGGCCAAGCUGGCGUCGCUGCCCCGGGGCCAGCCCACCGUGGUCACCACGCUGUUCCAGACCACGGGGAGCGCGCUCGGCCGCACGGGGUUCCUGAACGUCACCGCCGCGGGGCGUGGCGGCGCGAGCGCCGUCUUCGUCUCGGCCGCGCCGGGGUCGCUGGUCAGCGCCACGUUGAAGAGGGCCGUGACCGCGAAGCCGUACAACAUAUCGGUGCUCCAGAUCAGCAACCUCGUCGUGCCGCCGGGCAUCAUCACCAGGCCGCGGCUGCCGCUGCCGCCGUCGCCGUCGCCGCCCGCGCCAAGGAUGACGCAGAUGGCGGUCGCGCCGAGCCCUCCGCCGACGUUAACUUCGCCGCGGCAAUCUCCGUCGACGUUGUUACCGGCCUCAGUGGGCGAUACCGCGGAGGCUCCGGACACUGCUGAAGCGCCGGUGCCGUCGCAUGGCCAUGUGGCGCAAGUGGCGAGUUGGUGGACUGCUGCGGCCGUGGGGAUGGCAAUGGCAUGCAUACUGAUCGGGUACUUGUAGGUCACUGCAUUUGCAAAUUGCAACUGGUUCGGUCGGGUGGGAAUUGGAUCGUCCCUUGCAUUUUAUAAGAGUAGUUCAUUUUGCGCGCCAUAUAUAUAGUUAACUCUUAUGGCUCAUUUUCUUUUGUCGAUCUUUCCAAAAAAAAAUCGUUUCCUUGUAUUAUUACGCUUCUUGGAAUUAUAAAGAGUAGAAGAAAUACAAAGGCCA